AUUGUCCCUCCUCUCGCUACACAGCAAGCUACCUACCUCAUCCUUCGUUUUCUUCCCUUCUUCCCUGCUUCCUGUGCGCAGCCAUUCAUACAUGCAUACGGCACAGCCAAUCGGGGAGAUAUCACGUCGCGUGGUGGCAGGGCAGGCCAAGCCAGGGCAGGCAGGUGCAAGCUAGCGCGCGUGUGUGCCUUGAGGCUUGUGGGACCAUCUUAUCCUGCCGCCGCCGCGACGAUCCAUCCACAAUUCUCUAGUCUCCAGACCGACUCCCAGUGGGCCGCAUCCCCAUCGAAUUCCCCUCAUUCCUUCUUUAUUUCGCCCACGGCUGGGCCAAUCUUUUUCCCUCGCCGACUGCACGCGCGCACAGCGCAGUUGCGGCGACAGCAUUUCACCACUACAGGGCAUACCAAUACGGACGCUGCACUAAGUUCGGGGGCAGAGGGAAGUAAUAGAACUAUAGGUACGACAAGGUUUUCGGGUCUACCGGCGCAGCAACAGGACGACGACACAACGACGACACGACACUAUCACCACUACUGUAAUCAUCACGGCCUUCCUCGCCACCGCCGACGAGGCAGGACGGGACCAGACCGCAAGAGACGCGAGACGGCGGGGCGGGCGGAUAUUGAUACCUUCAUCUCCAGUCUGGCUGCGAGCCAACAAUAGCCGCCGCUGCGCAAUCACCGGCCACCACCACCACCUUCACCACCACCCACACUCGUUGAGCAUACUACUGCCAUCAUGCUGCGUCCCGCAACUCCGCUGUCCAUCGUCUUUUUGGCGGCAUUUGUGCUGCUCCUCCUGAGCACACUAUCCACUCCCGUUAUCAAAAGUAUUCCAUUGGCCUCGUACCAGGGCGUGAAUUUGGGCGUACUGGGCUACUGUAAAGAAGAUGGGACAUGUAAAGGCCCCGUCAUUGGCUACAGUACAGACGGCUUGUUCUCUGGCGGCAGCGAUGCCAACAAUGACGCCUUCUCCCUGCCUUCCGACGCACGUCACAGUCUCUCCUCGAUCCUCAUCGUCCACCCCAUCGCCGCCCUCCUGGCCCUGAUCUGCUUCGGCCUGGCCGUGGCUGCCCAUUUCCACGGACCUUCGCAUUCGCCGAAAUAUCUACUUGCCCUCCUCAUCCUGACUUUUCCCACCUUGCUGGUGACGCUGCUGGCCUUUCUCGUCGACAUUCUCCUUUUCGUCCCGCAUAUGCAGUGGGGCGGCUGGAUCGUGCUGGGAGCCACACUUUUGAUUAUCGCGUCCAGCAUCGUUACUUGCGCCAUGCGAAGGACCUUGGUCAGUAGGAAAGCGCGCAAGAAGCGCAUCGCGGAGAACGCCGAUAUGAAUGGCGCUGCAUACUACGAGAACUUGGCGCAGAACCGCAUCAUGGUUGAUCGUUUGCCCAAGGGUGAUGUCGACAACUUGCCGAGAGCUGAAAGUCCGCCGCCCAUGAGUGGCAGUACUGCGGUGGAGAACAGUAGUACCUCGCAAUUUGCUACGUUUGAAAUGAAGAGGCAGGAAACGAGGAGCGAUAAUGGAGCCGGCGGAAGUUAUGCUGACGAUCGCGUCCCUUUGAACCCACAACGUGACCCGAGCAUUAGAUCUACGAGCACCAGCGGAGGCCCGAGACCUAUGUACGAUUCUGAUGCGCCCCCAAUGCCUCGACCAAGCCAAGAAGGAGGCGGACACAGACGUCCAAGCAGGGAUCAAUAUGGGAAUCCAAUCGCUGGGGGUGCCGCCGCCAUGGGGAUGGCUGCUCCUGGCUUGAGACAUGAGGGAUCGCAGGGAAACUUGGGCAGCAGCCGCAACAAUGCCUAUCCUCCCAGAGGUAGAGGCUACGGACCACCGACCAGAGGGUUUGGGCCUCCCAGAGGACGAGGAGGCUAUGGAGGCCCUCCGUUCGGCUUUGCUGGGCGUGGUCGUGGAGGUGGCUAUGGACCUCCCUCCCCUGGGUUCAAUGGGCCGUUCAACGCGCGAGGGAGAGGCGGGUACGGUCCUCCUCCGCCCGGAAUGAUGGGCAGAGGGAGGCCCAUGCCACCGCCUGGCUACGGAUCUGAUGUACACCCUGACUUGCCAAGAACAUCUUCUCCUCCUCCUCCUCCUCCAAUCGAUAACCAGUUCGUUGCUGGCCCUGCCAUGCCGAUUGGUCAAGCGAUCGAGAUGGACGAGCGUACGGGCAGCGCGGCAGGACGGCACGUUUACGAAAAUAACGCGUACGGCUUGAGAGACAGUGAUGGCGACGUUGCGGGCAUGGUGGGUCUGAUGCAAGGAAGAGCAGACAUGUCACCGACUGGUAGCCAGCCACUCGACUCGCCAUCAAGCUUAUACUCGGAUCAAAACCACCAUAUGUCACCUCAACAACAAUGGAGUAGCGUACCGUCACCUCUCCGCGCACAGCACGAUGAACCUGUGCAGAUGCCCGAGGCACACCUCUCCAGAGCGACUUUCGAUUCUUCUUCAUCAAAUCAUCAUUCAUCGGCGGCCGCGCCGUCGUCACGAGCGCUGCCACUGAGUCCGGUGCCAGCAUCGCCGAGCGCAUCAUCUGAACCCCGCCACCGCGCUACAGGGUCAGAGACAUACUACGAAGACGUUGAUCCUCGCUUCGCACAGGACGCAAGCCCACCCCCAGGUCAUCUACACCCCGCAAACCGCGAGUCCGGCAUCCCCAACGCCCUGACUCCCGGUCCAGGACAGAGACCUAUCUACCACGAUGGCCCUGCACAAUCACCUGUCUACCAAUACAGUGGCCAACACCACAAUCCGACGAGUCUCUGAGGAAUAAUGAUCAACAUCGUCACCUCUAUCAGCAGAACGUCACGCCUCCUAAUCACGAACGAGCAUCGAGUUUAGCUGGCUUUGAAGCUGGACGUGGAGUUCGAACAAUCCCCUCGGCAGAAUAUCUGGAAUCUAUCCCCGAUGGAGCGAGAAGUCCUGGUGCCGCAUCGGAAAGUAGCCACUUCACAUCGGUAUCUCAAAGAGGAAUCAAUCCCAAUUGGAGACCUGGAUUCCCAGUACAAGGUCCUGGGCCGCACUUUGGACCGAGAAUGACACCAAUUACAUCUGGUUCUGCUCCGCAUCAAAGAAGAAACGACGACGUGAUAUUGUCUGCAAAUCCAGAUUUUAGCCUUGCCGGCAUUGGGAUUCCUGGUGCGAGGGGCGGUACACGAAGGGCAGGGGGCGUCGCUCCUGCAACGGGCUUAACUCCUGCGGGGAGAUAUCCUACACCUGAUGUAGGCAUGGGCACGUAGCACCAUAUCAUGCAGACGGGGUAGAGGCCGAGUAUCGUGAGGGAUGCUUUGGCGAUUGGGUUGGUGGUGGUGUGCAUCUUGAUGGAUGCAUUAGAUGUCGGACCAAUCGUUUGAGAUUUGGAGAGCUCCUCCUCUUUUGUUACUACCAAGAUGUGGUAUAUAUGAAUAAGAAGAACCCAGCGGUUCUCGUAUAUUGGCCUAUAAGAUGCCUCUACUCGAGUAAGAGCGUCGAACAACUAUUGUUAAUAUAUAGACUCUAGUAAGCAUGACCAGUUCCGUGCAAAUAUUCUAGCAUAUUAUUGUCAAUACCUUGCUUCCUCCCGGUUUCAGCUCCAGUAGCUAUCCUCUUCCCUCGUCCUCAUCUCCUGCUCUCCCAUCUCCCUUGACGGGCGCAUCAUCAUCUCGCAUCUCUUCCAGCGGCAGAAAACUUGCUGCAACAUAGAGCAAUGCAGCAAUAGGUACAAUCACAAACCACACCAAAUGCCCAUCUGCCCACCCGAGCUUGAUUCCUAUCGCGUAGAUGGAUGUGAAGAGGGCGGGAGCUACGGCUCGAACACCCGAGUUGACGGUUAAUGAUAGGGCAUUUACAGUCCCGAGGACUUCGGGACGGGGGGAGAUGUCGUUGAUGAGGAGUUGGACGGCAGCAAAAGCCAUACUCACACCCGAUCCCAACACGAGCAUGAUUGGGGUCACGAUCCAAAAUGCCGUCUGCCACCCCGCGCGGAGGAAUUCGUUCAAAAUGGGAUAUGCAGCCAUGAAGAAAGGCCAGAGGAUCGCACACCACAGGAGCACUCUUCGACUCCCCACUCGCUUUUGUAGUGGAGGGAACACGAGAAGAAUCCAGAGUGCUUGGGCUGCGCCGACGGUGGCGAGAGAGUAACUGAUGUAGGCGGGAGAGAAGCCGAAUCCGGACUUUUCGACGGGUUCGUACAUGACUACCGGCAUGACUGCUGUGUAGCCUAGGGCGAGGGUCAUGGUGUGAGCGAGGAUGUAAAGGACGAGACCGACGCCUGGAGAGCGGAGGACUUGGAGGGUUGACAUGGGUGGUUCAGGUGGUUGGGUCGUGGAGGUGGAGGCGGAGGGUUUGCGAUUAAGGGUCUCCUUCAAAAAGAACAGAGAGCACAGUGUCCCGCUCAAGCAAAUAACACCUGCGACGAACGUGGCGAGAGCAUAUGGAUAAUCGACCAAGAAUUGUACUUUGCCGAACGCUCCAGGAUACUGUGUGGCAGGAUUGGCAAGAGCGCCGCCAAUUAAAGGUCCCACCAAAAUCCCCAUAUUCCUCGUGAACAUGUACCAACUGAAUGCCCUUCCCUGAGUUUCCUUGGUCGUGAUUUCCGAAAGCAUCGUCCUCACCGUCACUACCGAUCCGGCGAAUACACCAGCCAGACAUCGGAAGAAUAUCAUCUGCCAUAACGUCUUGCUCAAUCCGAAAAGUGCUGUGGCGAUACUGACGCCGGUCAGAGAGAAGACUAGAAUCGGUUUUCGUCCGACACGGUCUGCCAUUCGCCCAUAAAAGAUCAUCAGAACCAUCUGAACAAGAGAGAAGAGAGAUUCAAUCGUUCCACUCCAGAACCCAACAUCCUCUUCGGGGAGAUUGCCAUUGCGCGAGAGCAUCUCGUUGAUAAAGGGAAAAAUGGCAAAGUAUGCUACGGGUUCUGCCAGGGAAGCGUAGCAGAGGAUCAAGACUUGCUUGUAGGGCAUAGGCUGGGCUGAGUCUGAUUUCUGUUUGGAGGGAAGGCUGGAGAGCGUGGCAUUUUUGCUGAGGAGUUGGGGAGGA
Molecule: messenger RNA, 5010 nt
Organism: Sphaerulina musiva SO2202
Lineage: Eukaryota; Fungi; Ascomycota; Dothideomycetes; Mycosphaerellales; Mycosphaerellaceae
Product: pali-domain-containing protein
Exons: 9
Coding region: 739-2760 (673 amino acids)
Cellular component (GO): growing cell tip; cell division site; plasma membrane
Source: RefSeq, a predicted model, not a curated record